This is a messenger RNA of Exophiala aquamarina CBS 119918, 1185 nucleotides long. RefSeq lists its product as uncharacterized. Gene Ontology annotation, molecular function: nucleotide binding. Bases 1 to 1185 code for a protein of 394 amino acids. The record is from RefSeq and is a predicted model, not a curated record. The transcript is spliced from 2 exons. NCBI's taxonomy places the organism in Eukaryota, Fungi, Ascomycota, Eurotiomycetes, Chaetothyriales, Herpotrichiellaceae.
AUGGCAAAAUUUCAGGUCAAAUGGGGCAUGCUAGCCACGGGUGGUAUCGCAGAGACAUUUGGUCGGGACAUCCUCCUCAGCCCUGAAACAAGAGGCGUUCGCGAGAUUGAGCAUGUCAUCGUCGCAGCAGCGGCAUCAUCUUCACAAUCGCGUGCGCGCACUUUUCUUGAUAAGAUCGGUGCACCAAGUUCCGCGGUUGCUUAUGGCUCGUACAAAGAGCUCGCUCAAGAUCCGAACGUUGACAUCAUAUACAUCUCGACGCCGCAUAGCCACCAUUAUCAACAUUGCAUGCUAUGUCUCGAAGCUGGAAAGAAUGUCCUAUGUGAGAAGGCGUUCACUACCAACGCUGAGCAGUUGAAGGUACUCAUUAGGAAGGCGAAGGAGAAGAAUGUGUUUCUAAUGGAAGCCGCCUGGACAAGAUAUUUCCCCCUCUCGCUCUAUGUGCGACGUCAAAUUGAGUCCGGCAUCAUCGGGACUGUCUAUCGUACGUUUGCCGACCUGAGCAUGCUAUCAUCUCCUGAGUCGCUCCCGGACACUCACCGCCUAGUAAGUCCGCAACUGGCGGGUGGGGUGCUCUUGGAUAUUGGAGUCUAUGCUUUGACCUGGAUAUUUCAGACCCUGUUCACCACGCAGACAAAUCCGGUAGCACCGGCUGUUUUGAGCACUCUUCGCAAAUAUCGACUUGGUACGGACGAGCAGGUGUCGAUGUUGUUGACCUUCCCGAGAGAAACCGACGGAGACGCUCAUGGGAUUGCAACGGCUAGCGCUCGCACGUCCACAGAUCCAGAUAGGAAAGGGACAGCAGGACCAGCAGUACGGAUUCAAGGUUCCAAGGGCGAAAUUCAAGUCUUCCACCCUGCAUUCCGCCCUACCAAAACCAGAGUCGUCUUCACUAAUGGUAAUGUGGAGGAAACGGAAUGGCCACAGCCGGGCCCCGGACUGGGAAGCGGCUGGCAUAAUGGAUUCCGCAAUGAAGCUGGAGGUACUCUGAAUCAAGAAGGUGAGGGCCAUGGCAUGUUCUGGGAGGCAGACGAGUGCGCCUUCGCGCUUAGAGACGGUCGAAAGGAGAGCCAGCACCAGAAUCUAGCGGAAAGUAUGGUCAUUAUGCAGGUCAUGGACCAGGUAAGGGCGCAAAAUGGCAUUCGGUUUCCAGAAGAGAUUGAGACCACGGAGAUUUUACAAUAG